Messenger RNA from Paramecium tetraurelia, 981 nucleotides. RefSeq lists its product as uncharacterized. Gene Ontology annotation, biological process: protein phosphorylation. The transcript has 5 exons. The record is from RefSeq and is a predicted model, not a curated record. Lineage: Eukaryota; Ciliophora; Oligohymenophorea; Peniculida; Parameciidae. Gene Ontology annotation, cellular component: nucleus. Gene Ontology annotation, molecular function: ATP binding; protein kinase activity.
AUGAAUUCAACUACGGAGAGUAGUAGUAGUAGUAGUAGUAGCUCUUCUUCUGAAAGUAGCAGCGAUAAAAGUAGCAGCAGUAGUUCUAGCUGCUCAUCAGGAUGUCAGUUCUUAUACGAGAUUGGGGAAAAACUUGACAAAUAUGUUAUCACAAAGUAUUUAAGUUCAGGGACAUUCGGAAUGGUGUUAGAAGUCAUAGAUGAGUUAGGAAUUCCAUAUGCUGUUAAAAUCUUGAGCCAAACUGAUCACACAGAAGUGGAAGUUCUAAAAUAAAUCUAGUAGUUUGAUCCAUUUGGUGAGGCUGGUAUCGUUAGAUUCUAUGAUUACUUCGCUUGGUAGGACUAUCAUUGUAUCUUACUUGAAAGGCUUGGCCUUAAUCUCCAUGAAUAUCUCCAAUAAAAUUCUCUCAACAUUACAGAACUCCAAUCAAUAUUUCAACAGAUCACUACUUCGCUCUUGUUUAUGCAUUCUCUUGGCAUUACACACACUGAUCUAAAACCAGAAAACAUCGUUUUUUCUCACCAACAAAAACAUCUUGUGAAAUUAAUUGACAUGGGAGGUGCCACCUAAGCCAAUGAACAUCAUAGCACUGUCAUCAAUACUAGAUAAUACAGAGCACCUGAAGUAAUCUUGAGAUGCGAUGCCUGGGAUACCUCAAGUGACAUUUGGAGUCUAGCAUGCCUUAUUGUUGAAUUAUAUACGGGAUCCGUAUUUAUUAAAGUAGGAAACAAUGAUUUAAUGCACUUGGCAAUAAUCCAAUCCAUUUUUGGUCCAAUUCCAAGAUGGAUGAAAGAGAGAUCCAAAAUUAAAACCAAACUAAAUUCUCUCCCUUACCCAAAGCCAUAAUUAUAAUUAGGUUAGUUAAUAAAAGAUCACGAUCUCCUUGAUUUACUCACAAAGAUGUUCUGCAUUGAUCAUAAUCAAAGAAUAGAUUGUCAUCAAAUUUUACUACAUAAUUUCUUCUAGAAGAAAUUUAUAUGA